UUGUUAUCCGUGCGAACGCAAUGCAUCAGAGAUAAUGCUUGAAAUUACUUUCAAUUCGGGCCGCGGACGCGAUUUAUCACAAUUACGAGAGGCAUUAAAUCGUUACGGCUCACGUUUUGCGCAAAACUUAAUUGGGCGAAUUUCGGUUGUUGGAAUUUGGCCCAAUCAUGUUAUGAUGCCCAGACAAAAUUAACUGCACCCAAUCUCUCUGAUCCUCCUCAAUUCUUCUCUUUAUUUGUUUUCUGUUCCCUCGCCGGAUGAAUGUCUCACGUUUCUCAUUGUUUUCGUUCCAUGACUUUACUUGUGCUUCGGGUUCAAAAAGAUGUCUUGCAAUUGUCCUGUGACCCAACCAGGGCCAACUUUAGCGUCAACAUGCGGUGGUGCUCCGUUCAUGCUGUUCAUGGGAUUGCUGGAGGUGUUUCUUAGAUCGCAGUGCGACCUGGAAGAUCCUUGCGGAAGGCCCGAACAGACUCCACUCUUACCGGAAUACGAUUUCAUCGUGGUGGGCGGCGGUUCGGCGGGAGCAGUAGUUGCGAGCCGUUUAUCCGAAAUACCCGAAUGGAGAGUUCUGCUGAUCGAAGCAGGCCUCGAUGAGCCGACGGGAACUCAGGUGCCGUCCAUGUUCUUGAACUUCAUCGGAUCCGAUAUCGACUGGGCUUAUCAAACCGAACCGGAACCGGAAGCGUGUCUCGCCGAAGAGGGGCAAAAGUGUUACUGGCCCAGAGGCAAAGUGCUUGGAGGAACGUCGGUGAUGAACGGAAUGAUGUAUAUCAGAGGAUCUAGAAGGGAUUUCGAUAAUUGGGCGGCUAUGGGUAACGAAGGCUGGAGCUACGACGACGUUUUGCCGUACUUCUUGAAGAGCGAGGACAACAAGCAAUUGGAUAAAGUGGAUAGAGGUUAUCACGGAACCGGAGGUCCAUUAACUGUUAGCCAAUUUCCGUAUCAUCCGCCACUUUCCAAGGCUCUAUUGAAAGCCGGUGAAGAGAUGGGUUACAAAGUGAGGGAUCUGAACGGAGCUUUCCACACCGGAUUCUCCAUCGCUCAGACUACCAAUAAGAACGGAUCGAGAUUGAGCACGGCCAGAGCAUUCCUGAGGCCUUUCAAGAACCGCAGGAAUCUUCACAUCUUGCUCAACUCCACCGUCACCAAAGUUCUGAUCAAUCAAACGACGAAGACCGCUUAUGGCGUUGAGCUCUUGCACAACGGCCGCAAGCAAGUCGUCUACACGAAUAAGGAGAUUAUAGUCAGCGGCGGUGCUGUCAAUUCACCACAGAUUCUUUUGCUAUCUGGAAUCGGGCCGAGCGAGGAGCUUCGCGAUGUGAACGUACCGGCGAUCCACGAACUGCCAGGUGUCGGAAAGAAUCUUCAGAAUCACGUCGCGUAUUUCGUUAAUUUCUUCAUAAACGACACGAAUUCUUCUCCUUUAAAUUGGGCUACGGCUAUGGAAUACUUGUUGUUCAGAGAUGGACUGAUGAGCGGAACGGGCAUCUCCGAAGUGACCGGUUUGGUCAACACCAAAUACAAUGAUCCGAAUCUGGACGACCCAGAUAUGCAAUUUUUCUUCGGCGGUUUUCUUGCGAAUUGUGCCAAAACCGGACAGGUCGGUGAGAAGUUGGAUGAGCAUUCGCGUUCCGUCCAGAUCAUCCCAGCAGUCAUUCAUCCGAAGAGUCGCGGCUACUUGAAGCUUAGGUCCGACGAUCCGACGAUGCCACCUAUGAUUUACGCCAGAUACUACACUCAUCCCGAUGACAUUAAGGUGAUGGUGGAAGGAAUCAAGAUUGCCAUUGCAAUGUCCGAAACAAAUGCACUGAAACGUUACGGAUUCAAAUUGGACAAGACGCCGACCGCAGGAUGCGAGAAGAUUCCAUUCGGAAGCGACAAGUAUUGGGAGUGCUCGGCCAAGCAGCAAACAGGACCAGAGAACCAUCAAGCUGGAAGCUGCAAAAUGGGUCCUGCGAGUGAUCCAAUGGCUGUAGUCAACGAUCAAUUACAAGUUCACGGCAUCGACAGGUUACGAGUCAUCGAUGCGAGCAUCAUGCCAGUGGUAACAUCAGGUAAUACAAACGCCCCAACGAUCAUGAUCGCCGAAAGAGGCAGCGAUCUGAUCAAACAGCGUUGGCUCACACCGUCCGAGGGUUUCUUCUACAGCCAUCCCAGCGUCAGGAUCAACAGGCAAUGGGGAAGUUGGUAAAAAAAAGAAGAAUAACCGAGAGUGAAAACAAGAAAAAAAAAAAAGAUCCUAAAAACCA
Molecule: messenger RNA, 2249 nt
Organism: Nicrophorus vespilloides
Lineage: Eukaryota; Metazoa; Arthropoda; Insecta; Coleoptera; Silphidae
Product: glucose dehydrogenase [FAD, quinone]
Exons: 5
Coding region: 323-2191 (622 amino acids)
Molecular function (GO): flavin adenine dinucleotide binding; oxidoreductase activity, acting on CH-OH group of donors
Source: RefSeq, a predicted model, not a curated record